AUGCAGUACUUCGUUGCCCCUCUCGCCCUCGCGGCGCUCGCCGCCGCCCUCCCUCAGGCUUCCACCUCUGGAGAGUGCUCCGAGAACUACCCCGGCACCUUCCAGAUCCAGGUCGUGAACAUCACCAACCCAACCAAGCGCUCCGCGUUCAUGGAGAAGCGUCAAUCCACCGCCCUCAUGAUCCAGCUCGAGAAUGGAGUCCUCACCGACGCCCAGGGACGCAUCGGUAACAUCGUUGCCAACGACCAGUUCCAGUUCGACCCAGCACCCGGCCAGGCUGAUGCCAAGUUCACCUCCGGAUUCUCCGUCUGCAGCAACGGCUCGCUCGCCAUCCAGGGUGACAGCACUUUCUACCAGUGCUUGUCCGGCACCUUCUACAACCUCUACGAUGAGGCCCAGGCCGAGCAGUGCUCUCCUGUCCACAUCCAGGUCAUCAACGGCUCCGGUGGCAGCGCUUCGCAGCUUCCCGACGGUCAAGUCACUGGUUCUCCAGCAUCUGAGAUGCCCGAAAUCACCGGAAUGGCUGUAUCGCAAAUUGCCGAGAUCCAGGGACCUACUGGCGCACCAGUGCAACAGAUUUCCGACGGUCAACUCCAGGCAACCACUGCCGCCGCUGCUCCAGUGACCCAGAUCGCUGAUGGCCAGGUGCAAGCUCCUACCAACAGCCCAAUCCAGCAAAUCGCUGAUGGCCAGCUCCAACAACCGACUGGCUCGCCCGUCCAGCAGAUCCCUGACGGCCAACUCCAGAGCAACGGCUCCGCCACCACCACUGCCCCUGCGCAAUACACCGGCGCUGCCAACAUCGUCAAGACCUCGGUCUUCGGCCUCGCUGCCGGUGUUAUGGCCCUCGCCAUGCUUUAA
Molecule: messenger RNA, 861 nt
Organism: Zymoseptoria tritici IPO323
Lineage: Eukaryota; Fungi; Ascomycota; Dothideomycetes; Mycosphaerellales; Mycosphaerellaceae
Exons: 12
Coding region: 1-861 (286 amino acids)
Biological process (GO): fungal-type cell wall organization
Cellular component (GO): fungal-type cell wall
Molecular function (GO): structural constituent of cell wall
Source: RefSeq, a predicted model, not a curated record